GGGGAACGCUUAGCGGGCUGGUGUGGCUUCCGUGUGGACUGGGAGUGCGUGCCAACCAUUCGCUGGCUUGGCUUCUGUCUGUGCCUCUGCUCCUUCCCGCCUUCAAUGCUGCCGGGCCGGCUCAUUUUGGCCGCUAAUUAAUAUGGUGUCGGAGAAGGCGUAAAACAAGCUCCUCCUUCGCAGCCGUUUCCUCGGCAAGGAGGUAGGACACGAUCCCCCGCCGGGGAUUGCUGCCGGUCACUGGGGAAAGAGGAAGUGCGGUCCCUGCCUGGGACUGGGCGCCUCCCAAUCAGUGAAAGAGAAGCCUCGGAGAGAAGUUAAGUCUUAACAUGUUGACACAAUCUACCCAUGGACAACAAACAUAAUUCUUGGACAACCAACAUUAAAUAUUAGGAUAGGCAAAAGGAAGCUGAUCUAGAAAAUGGUGCUUUCUGUAGCUGAGCCCAGAUCAAGACAUGGCUUGAUCUGUGGUAGAAGAUGUUCUGAAUGCUGCUGCUACCUUUGCUUGGCUAAAGAUGACUAGUUGCAGAUAUUGACCACCGCCAUUAUGACUUUAAAGCAAACAUCUAUAUCAAGUUUCUUUGCUGGAAAUAAAUUGAACAAAACUCCUCCUGCCAGAGGCAAUGUGGUGGCGCCUUUACCAAAUGAAGAAAAUGCUGAAUCCAACUCUUCUUCUAUCAGCAGGCCCACUGCUGUUUUGGAAAGAGCAUGCCACUAAGGAGUUAAGAAGUUCAACUGACUUUCCUGUAAUCACAUCAGCAGACUUGCUUGACUCUAAACCUGCCCAACCUCAUCUGUCGUCAUAUCCAGAACUUAUGGUGGAAGUACUGGGAUAUCUUAAAGCUGUAACAUUACAUCUGCAGAAGAACCUGGAUAUUGAGGCAGCAUUGAAACAUGUUAAGUGUGUUGGGAGGCUCUUGCAAGAAAUGAGAGAUAUGGUUUUCAGCAACACUUUUGAAGCAGCCAAGAGAGCCUGUGAAACUGCUGAUCAUGAAGCACCAUCAAAACAUCUUCGUAGACUCUCAUAUAAUUGUUCUGACAGUAUUGGUGGUGGUGGUAACGUUGAAGAAAGGAGUGAAACUGAGCUUGAGUUCAGAAGGCUUUAUAACAGUGUGAUUAACCACUGUGCUCAAGAAUUAGAAAGCAGAUUCAAGGAGAGAGAUAGUACUGUUAUAGUAGCAGCCUGCAAGCAUUUGCUCCAGCAUGGCAAUAAAGAAAAUUUGAAUCCACUAUGUGAAAUAUUGAAACACAACUUGGACAACUGUGAAAAGCUGGUAGACUUGCAUUUGGAGCUUCAGUUGGCAGAAUCUCUUAUUAAAGAGAGACUAUCAUUGGUGCAAUUUGCUGAUGAAUUCACACAGUUUAGAUCUGCAUUUCCUGGAAUUAAUCUUUUGGUUGAGGCUGCCUUGAUAAUUCUGGGCAGUACAACAGAUGAAAGCUGCUUUUCUCAUUCAAUGUCAGUUUUGCAUCCACUGAGAUGGUCAAUGCUACAAGAACGUAAAGCUUGUACUACAUUUGGCAGCAUCAAAGACAAGAAAACUGCUGUUGUAGUUCUUGAUUAUCUACUAGUAGGUUAUUGAUUUUUUGUUUAUUGCCACCAAUAAAAAAGAUGAAGUUGCUUAGUUAACACUUGAA
Messenger RNA from Hemicordylus capensis (graceful crag lizard), 1635 nucleotides. RefSeq lists its product as uncharacterized. The transcript is spliced from 5 exons. The record is from RefSeq and is a predicted model, not a curated record. Lineage: Eukaryota; Metazoa; Chordata; Lepidosauria; Squamata; Cordylidae. The coding region runs from base 624 to 1580 and encodes 318 amino acids.